Messenger RNA from Orussus abietinus, 1876 nucleotides. It is a transcript of the gene nudE, whose product is annotated as nuclear distribution protein nudE-like 1-B. The record is from RefSeq and is a predicted model, not a curated record. Gene Ontology annotation, cellular component: kinetochore; centrosome; kinesin complex. Lineage: Eukaryota; Metazoa; Arthropoda; Insecta; Hymenoptera; Orussidae. Gene Ontology annotation, biological process: mitotic centrosome separation; chromosome segregation; cell migration. Bases 314 to 1291 code for a protein of 325 amino acids. Gene Ontology annotation, molecular function: microtubule binding. The transcript has 8 exons.
UAGCUUAUUCGCGUCCGCCAUUUUGCAAUCGAUAGAGACAACUAUUUGCGAAGUAGUUUGACAGUUACGGGAUUUUUGCGUCGCACUUUGCGAUGUCUUGUUACGAGUUCUGUCACGUUCGGCUUCGCAACGCUUCUUGGUGAUAAGAUUGGCGGGCCAGGUGAUAAGCUCACCGAAUUUUCCUUAAAUGUGCACACACACACCCGGGAUGUGUAAUUCUCUGUGUAAAUAGAGAGGCAAUACAUAUUUCGUCAGUUUCAACGCUUACGGAUCAGUGGGUCAUUCUAACGAAGUGUUUCGAGCAAUAUCAAAAAUGAUGGAAAUCGACCCACCACAUUUCUCGUCGAAGGACGAUGAAAUUCAGUAUUGGAUGGAGCUCGCUCGCCAAAUGCAUCAACGAAAAGAAGACGUGGAAAGAGAAUUGGAGGAGUUUCAAGAGAGCUCGCAGAUGCUGGAGAAGGAGCUGGAGACUUCGCUGGAGCAGGCCGAGAAGACGAACAGAGAAUUGCGACAGCGAAACGCCAGACUCGCCUCCGAGGUGGAGCAGCUACGUGCUCGGUUGGAUCAACAGACUGUGGACUGCACCGCGUUUCAAACACAAGCGCAAGACCUUCAAGCCCAGCACGAGAGGCUGGUGAAGUACAUACGAGAGCUGGAACAAAAGAACGAUGACUUGGAACGGGCACAUAGGGUUAACAUGGUAACCGAGGAGGAGAUAGAGGCUAAGUUUAAUUUAGCCAUCGAGAAGAAUGCUUUGCUCGAGUCUGAACUUGACGAGAAGGAACGCCUAACAGUUGUAGUGCAAAGAUUGAUGGACGAAAUCAGAGAUUUGAAGCAGGAGAUACAAGUGCAAGAGCGUCAGAAAUCGGACAAUGAUAAAUCAUCGGACAGGAUCUGCGGCGUCGUUGACAGCAAUAAAUUACAAGUCGAGCUGGAGUCCCACAUUGUGCCGCCGGCCAGUACGGUGGCGCCACAAAGCAUCGCACCGCAAGUUCACACAUCCUUACCGUCCACUGCACCUCUCAAAAUUGGGAAUGGCGUUAUGCCGGGUAUCAUCGGCAAUAACAACAACAACAACAAUAACAACUCCAGUACACCAUUGACACCUUGCACUCGAAUAUUGGCCAUGAAUAUGAUCGGUGAUUUGAUGCGCAAAGUCGGGGCCUUGGAGAGUAAGUUGAACACGUGUCGCAAUGCCUCUCGGGAAGAUCAAGCUGUGCGGGACCUCUACAGGACUCGGAGGCAAGUGCGAAGCCUUGCUACGGGAAACAACAACCACAUUCGAUUGUAAUUGCGUCCGAAAGGCAGCCACCGAAUUCCUGGGUUACUUGCAGAGUGCGACGAGAGUAUAAUCGCGUCUCCAUUACUGAGCCGAGGGAUUCGUUAUCCUAAUCGUGUACAAAGGUGACAAUUGCCGGUCGGUGCGUACGAGAACAGGGAACAUUGGUCCCGUCCAGUAAUUUCUUCUCGUACGUAUGCAAUCUGCGGAUUCGUCCCAUCUGGAAAUCGUCCCAAUAAUGGAAAUACUCGAAGAUGAUGAUUUUGGAUGCUGAGGUGGAUGCGAAAGCUGUAUCAUUACGUCGCUUUCGUAUUGAGGAGUCCCAUCGUGGAAACGACUUUAUUCCUCCUGGUUUGAAGAGAGCAUUGGAUAAGCACAAUCUGUGAAGAAGGAGAACGCUUCUUACCGAACGGCUUAAAAUUCUUCCUGUUGAUUUCAAUGAUUAUUCAAAGCAAUCCGCGAAUUGCGCGCUCUGUUAAUUUCUCUUGUACGUACGUUGAAUUGCUUUCAGUAGUUUUACUUAGGUGACAAGUUGCCGCAGCUGUAUAAAAUUGUAUUUGCGAAUGAGCAAAAUAAAUUAAAUAUUACUCCCGUAAA